This is a messenger RNA of Oreochromis aureus, 923 nucleotides long. RefSeq lists its product as uncharacterized. The record is from RefSeq and is a predicted model, not a curated record. Bases 467 to 889 code for a protein of 140 amino acids. The transcript has 3 exons. Lineage: Eukaryota; Metazoa; Chordata; Actinopteri; Cichliformes; Cichlidae.
AGGAGGGAAAAAACACACUUCCUCACAGCGCACGUCCCUGCUGCUGCUGCUGCUGCUGGGGCCAGAUGAAAGCCUCACAGUAUUCUUCAAACAUGCGACAUCAGCUGCUAUCCAACAGAUUUUCGGUAUCGUAAUCGUUCCCCUCCAAAAAACAAAAACGGAUAUGCUUCUUCCGGGAGGGAAGAAAGCAGAGACACAGAGGAGCACAUCAUGAGAGAGGCGCCGCGGAUUCUCAGGAUAUACGGACUGAACCGGAUAGACUGCUUUCCCCACAUUCUAUUCACAGGUCGGGAAGCAGGCACACGUGUUAAAGUUGAUGGCAAGGAGAAGAGUGAUGGUCACACUUUCAGUCCACGCAUUAGCUGAACAUCUUCUCACCGCGACUUCCUAUCAGACAGGUUGUGGUUGAGGUGAAGGUACAGCUGUAGCUGGAAGAAGUAAACACCUUAACGCAGAAGCUCUGGAGAUGUCGGUCCACCAUGGCACGCUGCUUUGUCUGGGCGUGCUGAUGAUGACUGCUGGAGCGGUCAUGGCCCUUGGUGGAGGGAUCCAGCCGCCAGGCCUGCUCUUUGGACUUGGGCUGUUCCUGGGAUUGGGGGGCAUAGGUCUGCUGGUCAGUGGACUCUGCAUGGCCAUGAAGAAUCUUCAGAUUGCGGUGCCUGGACACUUUCUGCUGCACCCACGGACAGGCACACGCUUCAGCCCACAGCAGGCUCUGGCAAUACAAAGGAGAUUGGACAGAAUACGUCGCGAGAUGUCGGCGGACGCUGUCAACAGGUCACCAGAGCCUGAACCCACCAUGCCGUCCACCCCUCCGCCGUGGACCAUGGAGCCGCCUCCAUCCUACGACGCAGUGAUGAAAAGCCAGGAGCGCAAUGAACAGCUUUAAGCUCAGGUGGACAUGCUAAAUUCAUGUCAGUGCC